Molecule: messenger RNA, 3407 nt
Organism: Elaeis guineensis (African oil palm)
Lineage: Eukaryota; Viridiplantae; Streptophyta; Magnoliopsida; Arecales; Arecaceae
Product: potassium transporter 1
Biological process (GO): potassium ion transmembrane transport
Cellular component (GO): membrane
Molecular function (GO): potassium ion transmembrane transporter activity
Source: RefSeq, a predicted model, not a curated record
ACUCCCCUGUCCCUUCUUUAAAUCCACCCUUCCCUUCUCUCCCUCGCUCAUUCUUUCUUUCCAACCUAAGGUAGCAGCAGCAGCACUCCAACUCUUUUGGUUUACCUACUACUCCUUUAUCACCAUGAGCUUUGCCAACCCACCAUCCUUUGCUUCAGAGGAAGGCUCGACUCCCGCUGGCCGGAGAAGACCUUCCUGCAAGACUGUCUUCACACUUGCUUACCAGAGUCUCGGGGUGGUCUAUGGAGAUCUGAGUACUUCUCCUUUAUAUGUUUACAAGACAACCUUCUCAGGGAAAUUAAGCCUCCAUGAGGAUGAUGAGGAGGUUUUCGGUGUGCUUUCCUUCAUCUUCUGGACCUUAACUCUCAUUCCUCUCUUCAAGUACAUCUAUUUCGUACUGUCAGCAGAUGAUAAUGGUGAAGGUGGUCCGUUUGCACUAUAUUCUCUGCUUUGCAGACAUGCAAAGUUAUGCCUUCUACCUAAUCAGCAAGCAGCUGAUGAGAAUUUGUCAACCUAUAACAUGGAAGGUGCUGCAGACACGUGGCAGAGUUCUAUGCUCAAGGAGUUAUUCAAAAAACAUCCAAGGUUCCGAAAUGGUCUGCUUAUAGUUGUUCUGCUGGGGACUUGUAUGACAAUUGGUGAUGGGGUGCUUACCCCAACAAUCUCAGUUCUUUCUGCAGUCUCGGGUGUUGGAGUGAAAAUCACACAUCUCCAUGAGAAUUACAUUGUGGCAAUCUCAUGUGCAAUCUUGGUGGGUCUCUUCUCUCUCCAGCAUCAUGGGACACACCGAGUUGGUUUCCUGUUUGCACCAAUUGUCACAGCAUGGCUUCUAUGCAUUGGCGUUAUUGGUAUUUAUAAUAUAUUUCGAUGGAAUCAAAGUAUUAUCCGUGCUCUUUCACCCUUAUAUAUGUUUAGAUUCCUCAAAAGUACAGGCGUGGAAGGCUGGGUGUCACUAGGAGGAGUGGUGCUCUGUAUUACAGGUGCAGAGACAAUGUUUGCUAAUUUGGGUCAUUUCUCUCCACUUUCAAUCAAGAUGGCAUUUUCUUUUCUGGUGUAUCCCUGUCUCAUUCUUGCUUAUAUGGGUGAAGCUGCAUUUCUUUCUAAACACCAUGAGGAUAUUCAACGAAGCUUCUAUAAAGCUAUACCAGGCAGGAUAUAUUGUCAAUGGUUUAUCACUUAUUCAUUUCAACAUAUUAGAUGUUGUGAUAUCUACUUACAAAAGCUUUCUCAAUGUACAGAAGCUAUUUUUUGGCCUGUCUUCAUAGUGGCCACUCUUGCAGCAAUAGUUGGAAGUCAGGCUGUGAUAUCAGCAACCUUUUCUAUCAUAAGCCAGUGUUGUUCCCUGAGUUGCUUCCCUCGUGUGAAAAUUGUCCAUACUUCAAACCAAAUAUAUGGACAGGUAUAUAUUCCUGAAGUCAAUUGGAUUCUCAUGUGUCUAUGCUUAGCUGUCACAAUUGGUUUGAGGAACACCAACACCAUUGGCCAUGCAUAUGGGUUUGCUGUCACAAUCGUCAUCUUUGUGACCACUUGCUUGAUGUCUUUGGUGAUAAUAAUUGCAUGGAAGCAGAAGAUAAUGAUGGCUAUAGCUUUUCUUGUGUUUUUUGGAUCUAUAGAACUGUUAUACAUCUCAGCAUCCCUCAUCAAGAUUCCAGAAGGGGGGUGGAUACCAAUUGUUCUCUCUAUGAUCUUUAUGAGUGUGAUGUACAUAUGGAACUAUGGGACAUUAAAAAAGCAUGAAUUUGAUUUGGAGAAUAAGGUCUCAGUAAACAGAAUUUUGGAUCUGGGGCCCACCCUAGGAAUGGUUCGGGUGCCGGGAAUUGGACUUGUCUAUGCUGAUUUGGCAACCGGGGUGCCAGCUGUUUUUGGACAUUUUGCAACAAACUUGCCAGCAUUUCAUCAGAUCUUAGUUUUUGUCUGUAUCAAAUCAGUCCAAGUUCCCUUUGUUUCUGAAGGGGAGCGAUUUCUUAUAGGCAGGAUAGGGCCAAAAGAGUUUCAUAUGUUCAGAUGCAUAGUUCGUUAUGGUUACAAAGAUCUGCAGCAAGAUAAUUAUGAUUUUGAGAAUAUACUGGUGUGUAAAAUUUUAGCAUUCGUGGAAAUGGAAGACGACUUGCAGACACUAAACAAAGGAAAAGCUUAUGAAUUAAGGGUAUCAAAUCCUGAAUGUCCUGAUAUUUUCAUGCCAUGUGUAACAGGUCGAAAAUUUGAGGAGGAUUUGCUGUCUUCUUCAGAUACAUAUUUAGUGAAAGGGGGGGACUUCAGGCUUAUGGAGGGUUCUUUUUGUAAGGAUGAAUCUUUGGAGAUUCUGAAAGCCAAGGAAUCUGGUAUGGUCUACAUUCUGGGACGUUCAUAUGCCAAGGCAAAGAAAUCAUCAUCCCUCAUCAAGAAAUUUGUGAUUGAUGUAAUAUAUGCUUUUCUUAGCAAAAAUUGCAGAGGACCUGAUGAUCUCUUAAAGCUGCCCCACUCUUUAUUGCUUGAAGUUGGUAUGGUUUACUAUGUUUAAUGGAAGAAAAGUAGUUUUCUUCUCCACCCACUGAAGUUAUUGAUCAUCUUCAAGCAGAGCAAACACAAACAAGCUCCUUUAUGAUUCAUUAGUGAUGGUUGUUGAAUUGGUUCAAAUGACAAUUCCAUUAAUGUUGUCUGAAGAAAGGUGCUGGAUUAUUAAAUGCAUGAUUUCCUGCUUUUCAAGAAACGGAAUGGAAAAUGAGAAUGCUAGUUAUCUUCUUUUGAUGGUAACUGAGAAUGUUAUUUAUCAAAGAUGCAAAAUUGCUCUUUAUGUUAUCAUGAAGAAGCUUCCGUUCAACAUGUUAGUAGGUUUUAAGGAGCAUAGUCUUUGAUGGAUGGAUAGAUAAUUUUGGAUCAUCUGGCCAUAAAAGAUACAAGAACAAAAGGAAAAAUGAGAUGAUGACUUGUCUCUGGAAAAAAGUUAUUUGCACGUACUGUCUAAAUGGGUUUUGCUGCAGAAAAUAAUUACAGCUAGCUCAUGCUUAUUUCCUUUUGGGUAUAUUUCACCGAGUUAUGUUGCUUCCUCUAUUUAUGUUUCACAGAAUGCUUGAUGAACAUCUCCUGAUACCCAGCUACAUAUGAAUUCUUGCCAGAAGAAACAGUGGUAGUCAAACUGUAUGAUGACUUUGAAUGGUCUGUCCAUGCCUAACACAUUAUGGCACCAACUUUCUUUCACUCCAUGCUUACUUUCAUCUCAUGGAGUCAGGGCAAAACAUGGUUCAGUGAUUGUUGAGGAGUGCAAGACAAGCAUAAUAGAAAGCUUCAUCUAGUUAAAUUUGUUGGCUCUUAGAUGUAUAUUUUCACCUCACAAAAUAUGUUAGUUUAUUUUUAUUAUUCUUCUUUCUCAAAGAUAUAAUGCGCUUUUAUAUAUGCUGACAAUGUAAAGCAAGUUUACCAUUCUCGCA